UCAGCAGUCCUAAAUGGCGGCGGCCAAACCCCCACCGGAGAGCGGGUCCGUUGCGGCAUCCACCAGUGGGGCCCCGUCGUCGCAGUCGACAAGGUGGGUGCGCUUACAGUUGCAUCUGGAGAUGCGCCGAAUAUUGUGCGAGGAUCUUGAAACUGGAUUCCAACAGACGAGAUUCGUAUACUGUUACGGAGAAGAUCUUAUCGGAUCUCGGAAGAAUAAACGGGUUUCGAGGAUCUUCCCCGGUCAACCAACUCAUUUCUUAUUGGAAUUACGUGGCUGGGCUUCCCGCGCACACGUUUCACCGCUGCCGUCUCCCACGCCCAAUAGAACCACGAGCCGCAACACGCAAAAUAAAGCGUUCGAUCGCUAUGUAAGUCAACCACGGUAGAGAGAUCGGAGAGGCUGCGUUCCCACGCUCUGUGCUCUGAUCCGACCUCUGCUGCUCCUCUUCCUCCAUUUAUCAUCCGCGGGAGGAGACUUUAAAGCUUCCAUCCAAGAAUCCGAAACAGAGGCGCAGAACGAAGAGAAGGGAAGCAAACAUGGUGGAGAUGGAUUCGGGGGAGAAGCGCCUCAACGAGCUCGGCUACAAGCAGGAGCUCAGGAGAGAGAUGACUCUGUUCAAGACGCUGGCGAUAUCGUUCUCGACGAUGACGCUGUUUACGGGGAUCACACCGCUCUACGGCUCGAGCUUGCUGUACGCAGGGCCGGCCAGUCUCGUCUGGGGGUGGGUCGUCGUCUCCUUCUUCACUUGGUUCGUCGGCAUCGCCAUGGCGGAGAUCUGCUCCUCUUUCCCUACCACUGGUUCACUGUACUUUUGGGCUGCUCAUUUGGCUGGACCUGUAUGGGGUCCCUUUGCAUCAUGGUGUUGUGCUUGGUUGGAGGCUAUUGGACUUAUUGCUGGAAUAGGCACUCAGGCUUAUGCAGGGUCACAAGUACUGCAAAGUAUCAUUCUAUUAUGCACUGGGACAAACAAAGGUGGUGGAUAUUUUGCACCUCGAGGAGUCUUUCUAGCUAUGUACAUUUGUCUUACAAUUAUAUGGGCAGUCCUCAACACAUUUGCAUUGGAAGUCAUUGCCAUAAUCGAUAUAAUCUCUAUAUGGUGGCAGGUGAUUGGGGGUUCAGUUAUAGUGAUCAUGCUUCCCUUGGUGUCUCUCACCACCAAGCCUGCUUCCUAUGUGUUCACUCACUUCGAAACAGCCCCAGAUUCGACCGGUAUUACCAGCAAGGCAUAUGCAGUCAUCUUAUCUAUUCUUGUAAGCCAGUAUUCGCUAUACGGAUACGAUGCCGCCGCCCAUCUAACGGAGGAAACGAAAGGCGCAGAUAGGAAUGGUCCGAUCGCUAUUCUGUCAAGUAUCGGAAUCAUCUCGGUGUUCGGAUGGGCAUACAUCUUAGCUCUCACUUUCAGCAUCCAGGACUUUAAUUACCUGUAUGAUACUGGCAAUGAGACGGCUGGUGCCUUUGUGCCGGCACAGAUUCUGUAUGAUGCAUUCCAUGGGAGGUACAAUAACUCUGCCGGAGCCAUUGUCUUGCUGUUUGUCAUCUGGGGUUCCUUCUUCUUCGGCGGCCUUUCGAUUACCACAAGUGCUGCCAGAGUGGUGUAUGCAUUAUCGAGGGACAAAGGAAUCCCGUUCUCGUCGGUAUGGCGGAAAAUACACCCCAAGCACAAGGUUCCUGCCAAUGCAGUAUGGCUGUGUGCAGCCAUUUGCAUCCUGCUCGGCCUCCCGAUCCUUAAAGUCAAUGUGGUGUUCACUGCCAUCACUUCCAUUUGCACAGUUGGAUGGGUUGGUGGCUAUGCAGUGCCGAUAUUUGCAAGAAUGGUGAUGGCAGAGAAGAGGUUCAAACCUGGUCCAUUCUAUCUGGGGAGAGCAACAAGACCCAUUUGCUUGGUGGCGUUCCUGUGGAUCUGCUAUACUUGCUCAGUCUUCCUGCUGCCAACACUGUAUCCUAUCAAAUGGGAUACCUUCAAUUAUGCACCCGUUGCUUUGGGUAUUUGUCUGACUCUUGUAAUGCUGUGGUGGGUUCUUGAUGCCAGGAAAUGGUUCAAAGGGCCGGUUAGGAACAUCGAUGUGCAAGAUGGGAAAGUCUGAACUGGCACACUCAUUGUUUUAAGUUCGAGUAAUUCAAACAA
This is a messenger RNA of Musa acuminata subsp. malaccensis (wild Malaysian banana), 2128 nucleotides long. Its product is annotated as amino-acid permease BAT1 homolog. Gene Ontology annotation, molecular function: transmembrane transporter activity. The record is from RefSeq and is a predicted model, not a curated record. Gene Ontology annotation, cellular component: membrane. Gene Ontology annotation, biological process: transmembrane transport; amino acid transport. Lineage: Eukaryota; Viridiplantae; Streptophyta; Magnoliopsida; Zingiberales; Musaceae.